CAGGGGACUGUCUAGCAGCUUGUUGACUGAACAGGGAGGAGGAGGAGCUGUGAAACUUUGCAGCGAGCAGGUCAUUCCCAUGUUGAUGGCUAGCAUACAUUUUAGCAGUCAUUCGUCUUCGACCGCGACAAAGUAAUGUCUCUUGUCAAGUAAGAGUGGUCGGAAAUCUUGGGCACCGUUAGAAAAUAAAGCUAGUGCUUAUUACGAUGGGAAGCUGGAGGAAUCACAUACGUGCUCGAUUACAACAGAGAGACCAAACCGAGAAACUGCCCUAUGUCGGGGUUUUCACAAGCUUGUCUCAAAUGGAAGAACGUUUUGAAAUUCGCAAACAAAUUUUGGAUGAUGUUCAGUCAAAGAGUUUGGAACGAGGUGGAGUUGAAGUUGGAAAAAACACCAGACUCCUACAGCUCCAGCUGAGAGAGAGUGAACACCUGGCAGAAAAGUUGUCUCAGACUAUCUCAGACCUGACCUCUGUCCUGUAUCUGAAAGAGGCUGAACUCCAGCACUGGCAGUCACGUGUGUCCCAGUACCAUCAAGAGGCACUUACUCUGGCUAAAGGGAGUAAAACGCUGAAGAUGACCCUGUCAGACAUUGAGUUCACCUUAGAGUGUCAAUCCAAAGAGUUGGCAGCUCUGCGAGCAGAGCAGAAAGGACUAAAGGAAGCGUUGGCGCAAGCUGUGAGAGAGAAAGAGGAACUCUUGCAACGAUGGAUGGCGGAGAAGAGGGAAGAGGCAGACAGAAUGAAUAAAUACAACGACACACACGAAAGGUGGCACCGUUUGGCCAAACAGUUGAAGAAGCAACUCCACAGGGAAAUCGGAAAAGAGUAUGUUCCCAAAGUGACAAGCCCCUGGAGUGAUAUAACAGAAACGUCUCCAUCAGUCAUUCAGAGGAUCCAUAAUUCAACAGAUUUACAACAGGGGCACCCAGACCACAACAAAAGCCUAAUAUUCUCAGAGGAUCCUGGAAAUGACAUUUUCUCACUGAGGAACAGUAUGUAAUGAGAUACAGUAUGUGAUGCCAGAACUAAGGAGUAACUCAUUGCUACAAGAAGUGCGAGGAAAAAUGGUUUCUUAUCUGUACCUGUUUUUAAAUUGAACUAAAAGGUGAUUUAAAGAUCCACCACAUCCUGGAAAUAUGUUGUUAAAAACUUUGUUAGAGUAUCUCAUUUUAUAUUAACUAAACUAAAGUCACACUUUUCUUAUUUUCUUGUUGUUAAUUUAUCACAUCUGGACUUUGUCCUGUUUGACACCCCUCACUAAAGAAUUUUUAAAAUCCUUCCAGUUGUACCAAAUGCGGUGAUAAACCAAUGAAAUCAUUUCUUUGUAUUAGUGAUCGUGUGUCACUUUUAACUAUGUUUAUUCGCACAAAAAAUCAUGUGAAUCAUUUUUAUGUCUCAAAAAGUCAAAAAGUGUAUUAGAAAAGAACUGAAUAAUCUGUGAUCUUUAAAGAUUCGCUUCGAACAUCUCUUUGAAAAUUGUAUGCGUUAUUGUUAAGAGAAAUAAAGUCAUUUGUAUGCUA
Lates calcarifer (barramundi perch) is the source of this 1521-nucleotide messenger RNA. RefSeq lists its product as uncharacterized. Bases 207 to 1001 code for a protein of 264 amino acids. Gene Ontology annotation, biological process: autophagosome assembly; negative stranded viral RNA replication. Gene Ontology annotation, cellular component: autophagosome membrane. The transcript has 7 exons. Lineage: Eukaryota; Metazoa; Chordata; Actinopteri; Centropomidae. The record is from RefSeq and is a predicted model, not a curated record.